AUGGAUCCACUGACGGCUCUGUCCGUGGCUGAGACAAUUGUCCAGUUCGCCGAUUUUGGCAGUAAAAUGUUCUCCGAGGGCUGCCAGAUGUACAAGUCCGCCAAUGGAGCAGUAACAGCGAACGAAGAGCUGGAGCUUGUUAUUUUCGACCUACGCGCGCUCACCAAGAAAUUACCAAAACUUUUCCACGGGCAAUUAGUCACCAGCACACCACUUAAUGACAUGUCCGAUCAACUAGACGUCGUCGACAAGAUUUGUGAAGAAGCUGCCAGAUUAGCAGAGGAGAUUCUGCGAUGUCUCGAUGGGCUGAAGGUCGAAGGUCAAAAGCGUCGCAUGUGGAAGAGUUUUAGUCAGGCAAUAAAGUGUGCAUGGACUAAGGAGGAGAUCGCUGCCAUGGUAAAACGACUUGCAGCCUUCAAAGAUGCUCUGGUAGCAAGGGUUACUUACUCGAUCUGGUCGGAUCUCAAUGCACAAUCAAUCUGUACAUCAUCAGCGUUCGACCAUCUCAACCAGCAGACACGGCAUAUCAUUAUCAAACUAGUCGAAAACAGCGCCAGGUUGAGUGACACUGAUGGAGAGAUUAAAGCAGUCCGUGAUCAACUCACAUCUCUAGCACUUGGCCUGGCUCGAGUUGAUGCUAAUAUCACGAAUGAGCAUCGCAAAGAUCGGAUGAUGUUUUUAGAAUAUGGAUGUCGUUCUGGGUACGGGGGUCUCAAAGAUGUUGAGGCAACUGUCGAACUCUUGGGCGUUUCUCAAACGGAAGAAGAUAGGGUACGAAAGAAAACGAAUAUGGCCCUCCUGGAAGAUCUCAGCUAUCCAUCCAUGUCGCAUCGGUACGAGGCUGUCCUCGAAGCCUAUCCGGAGACAUUCGAGUGGGCUUUUCAGGGGUCAAUGAGUGGUCAAGUAUUGCGCAAUAAUCUCUCUGAUUGGGUGAAAGCCGGCACUGGUGUGUUUUGGAUUUAUGGAAAAGCUGGUUCAGGCAAGUCGACUUUGAUGAAGCAUCUAUUCGAGGAUCCACGAACACUUCAAAAACUCCAAGCAUGGGCAGAGGCUACAGAUUCCACAUCUCAUCAUGUAGAGUUGCCACCACUUUGCGUGGCCUCAUUUUUCUUCUGGAACACGGGUUCCUUGGAGCAACGAUCGCAGACAGGACUGCUUCGAUGUCUUUUACAUCAAGUUCUGUCAAAAUUCCAAGAUCUGAUCCCGAUUGCCUUUCCUGAGCAAUACGCCCGAGCAUACUCACAGUCAGUGGCCAAAGAGUCUAAUGCUUCGACCAUAUACUUCUCUCUACGUCAACUGAUGACGGCGUUCGAAGAAACCAUUGGACAAAGUUUGAUACCAUUUAAACUUUGUCUACUGAUCGAUGGGCUCGAUGAAUUUGAUGGGGAUCAUGAAGAGUUGGCCAGACUGUUCAGGCUUGUGGCACAAUCAUCAAAUUUGAAGAUUUGUCUAUCCAGCAGGCCGUGGCAGGUUUUCCAGGAUGGUUUCGGCAGUUUUCCAAAUUUGCGCUUGCAAGACUUGACAUAUCUGGAUAUAUACAAGUACAUCAAAGGCAAAUUUGAGCAGAGCGAGGCAUUCCAGAGGCUUUCAAAAAAAGACAUUGCGUCGGAAUCACUGGUUCAAGAGAUUCUCGAGAAGGCAGCUGGAGUAUUCUUGUGGGUUCGAAUUGUGGUAAAAUCACUGAUACGAGGAAUCAACAACCACGAUGAUAUCGCCAUUCUACAACAGAGGUUGCAUCUCCUCCCGAGCGAAUUGAAACCCCUUUAUGACCAUAUACUCAACAACCAUAUCGAACCAGUAUACAAGCCAUGGGCGUCAAGAGCAUUUCAGAUACUUAAGACGUCUCGAGAGGUUCUUGACCAUGAUCGAAAAUUAAUUUAUAGCUCCACUGAUAAAUAUUUGUCCAUCUUGCAGUUUAUAUUCGCGAUGGAUCAACAUCUCGACAUUGAGGCUGUCAGCCACCUCGACCAGAAGUCUGUUAUGAGCAGGUGUGAGGAGAUUGCGAUUCAGCUGAAUGUGCGCUGCUCAGGCUUGCUUGAAAUCUCAAAUGAAUCAAAGUUCAGAACACCAGAGGGCCGUGUGGCAUAUAUGCACAGAACUGUUGGAGACUUCCUUGAAAGCAACGAAUGUUGGUCUCAGCAACUAGCUUAUACGGUCAAUUCCGCUUUCGAUAGCAAAGUCGCCCUAAUGAAGAGCUUAGUCUUAUGGACGGCAUACGAUUGUUCUCAUGACUACGAACACAAUAUCUAUUACGGACCAGUCAGAGAACAAAAGCCAAGUGCUACUAUUAAGUCGUCUAUGACAAUGCUUUAUGCUUACUAUGCAAACAUGCAUACUGAGUCGCAGGAAUUGCAAAUAGCACUACUUGAUGAUUUUGAUCGAUUAAGGAGACAACACCACACCUUGGUUCCUGAGGAGGCUUUCCUUUAUCUAGCGGUGCGCUACAGCCUCACUCUAUACCUGAAAACGAAGCUUCAAAAGAUGGAACCCAGUGUUUCCAGAGACACUGCAAAUUCCUUGUCGAAUAUUUUUGCAUUAUCAAAGAAGCGGCCCCAGGGUUUGCCACCUUUAAGGGACGAUGUCGAGAUGUUACUCUCACAAUAUCGCAAAAAUCAAGACGGGCAUUUUAAUUCCUCGAAAUGCAAGUUCGUGGCCGAGGAAAUACCAGAGGCUACAGCGAAGCCAGAAGACGUGGAAAUAUCAGCAGUGUCCAUCCAGCAUAGCCGACUACCUCAACGUGCGAAACGCCGUUCUCGCUCCACGCCAGGCUAA
Hyaloscypha bicolor E is the source of this 2772-nucleotide messenger RNA. RefSeq lists its product as uncharacterized. NCBI's taxonomy places the organism in Eukaryota, Fungi, Ascomycota, Leotiomycetes, Helotiales, Hyaloscyphaceae. The record is from RefSeq and is a predicted model, not a curated record. The transcript has 2 exons. Bases 1 to 2772 code for a protein of 923 amino acids.